Molecule: messenger RNA, 4185 nt
Organism: Myxocyprinus asiaticus (Chinese sucker)
Lineage: Eukaryota; Metazoa; Chordata; Actinopteri; Cypriniformes; Catostomidae
Product: lysophosphatidic acid receptor 1
Exons: 4
Coding region: 238-1101 (287 amino acids)
Biological process (GO): phospholipase C-activating G protein-coupled receptor signaling pathway; neurogenesis
Cellular component (GO): membrane
Molecular function (GO): lysophosphatidic acid receptor activity
Source: RefSeq, a predicted model, not a curated record
UGAAUUAUUCCAGCUCAAAUGCCGUAUCUGCGCGCAACUCCGAGGAAAUAAAAUGAAUAUUCAACACAGCCUUGUAUUAAACAACGCAGCGAGAACACAAUCGAGCCAUCUUUGUUAACCAGACGUUUGAGUGUUUUUGGAGCUUUUAGGAAUUUUAGGAGUUACGAUUCAGUUUUGGAAUAAAUUUGCUGGAUUACUGUUUCACAACCGCAAAAACAUAACCUUUCAGGAAUCAGGAUGGGUGAUAGACAAUGCUACUACAAUGAAACCAUAGCCUUUUUUUACAAUAAUAGUAAGAAGUAUCUGGCCACAGAAUGGAAUACUGUAAGCAAGCUAGUAAUGGGACUCGGUAUUACAGUGUGUAUUUUCAUUAUGCUUGCUAACUUGCUCGUGAUGGUGGCCAUCUACAUCAACCGCCGAUUUCAUUUCCCAAUCUACUAUCUAAUGGCUAACCUAGCAGCUGCGGACUUCUUUGCAGGACUUGCCUAUUUCUACUUGAUGUUUAACACCGGACCCAAUACAAGAAGGCUAACGGUUAGCACAUGGUUGUUGCGCCAGGGCCUUAUCGAUACGAGCCUGACAGCCUCGGUUGCUAACUUGCUGGCUAUAGCCAUUGAGCGCCACAUCACGGUGUUCCGCAUGCAACUCCACACACGCAUGAGUAAUCGGCGAGUAGUUGUGGUUAUUGUCAUCAUUUGGACCAUGUCUAUUGUCAUGGGUGCCAUUCCCAGCGUGGGCUGGAACUGCAUCUGUGCUAUAGAGACCUGCUCCAACAUGGCACCCCUCUACAGCAAUUCUUACCUGGGCUUCUGGGCGAUCUUCAACCUGGUAACCUUUGUGGUGAUGGUUGUUCUUUACGCCCACAUAUUCAUGUAUGUAAGACAACGGACCAUGAGGAUGUCCCGGCACAGCUCGGGUCAACGGCGGAACAGGGACACUAUGAUGAGCUUGUUGAAGACAGUCGUCAUUGUAUUGGGAGAAUCAAGCAAGUGCACACAGAACAUUACAGUGAAACACAGAACAAAAAACAAGAUCACCAUCACUGCCGGUAACUCCGCCCCUUCCGCUAUGUACGGCAAGCCGUGUGCGCUGAAUGCAUGAAGUGUCCAACAUUCCACACUCCAUUUUGACAGUUGAAAAAGUGCAUCAUCCAGGUACUCAUAGUACACUUCUUUUUGUUGCAUUUUCUGUGUAAACAUACUAUUCGCACUACUUACACUUCAAAAUGACAUAAAGUAGUGCUGAAGUGUGCGGUUUGGGACACACCUUUACAUUAUUUCCCAUUAUUUCUAGCUAGAAAGAUAGAUAGAUAAGCAGAGGGAAAUUAAAAGAAUGUUCUUGGUUCAAAACAAGUUAAGCUCAAUCGACAGCAUUGUGUGGCAUAAUGUUGACUACCACAAAAGUUAAUUUAGACUUCUUCUUAAAAAAAAAAAAGCAAAAAACAAUGUUCCAGUGAGGUACAUACGAUGGAGAUGAAUGGGGGCCAUUUUUUACAUUAAAAUGGUCACUUUUUCAAAAGUACAACCACAAGACAAUUUUAAACCUUUUAUGUGUAAAGUUAUAGCCAAUUUUACAAAUGUGUUACUAUGACGAUGUAAUGUCAACAAACUUUAAACCCUAAAACGCCUGUAAUAAUGACAAUUUAAACAAUUCAAAUAAUACACAAGUUUUAACAGAAGAAUUACUGCAAGUGCUUUUAUAAAAUAAUAAGCUUCACAUUUCUGUGUUUAAACCUUCCGAAUAUUGGCCAUAUUCACUUUUAUUGCAUUAUUAGGACCUCACUGUAAUCUCGAUUUUUGCUUUUUUUAAAGAAAAGGAGGAACGAGUCGAAAUAAAUGUUUGUGGUGAUCAACAUUAUGCCACAAAUACUGUCGAUUUAGCUUAAAAGAAUAGUUCACCCAGUGAUGAAUGAUUUACUCACCCUCAGGCCAUCCAAGAUGUAUCUGAGUUUCUUUCUUCAUCAAAACAGAAUUUAAGAUUUUUAGGAUUUCAUUUCAGGCCUCCUCCUCUAAACAAUGCAAGUGAAUGUACUCCAUUUUUUGACGGUCCAAAAUGCAUAUUUAGAGUGCAUCAAAAUAAUACACACGACUCCAGUCGACAAAUUAAGGUCUUCUGAACCCAAACAAUUGAUUAUUUUUAGAAACAAAACAAUACUUAUAUACUUUUUAAGUACAAAUGUUCACUUCCGUAUAUCUCUGAGACACGCACUCAUGAGAGGGAUAACGUAAGCUCGUUGGUAAGGUCACGCGUCACGUGGGGGAGGAGUCAGGAAACACGUCAUUGUUUACAAGAGAAACUUGCACAGACCACAGACCAAGCACCGUUCACAAACCAAAACAAUUUAAAAACAAUAUGAAAUAAAAUAAAAAAUAAUUUCCAAAUAAUAAUAAAAAAAAACAUUACUGCAGUAAAUAACCAUCCUUUAUUUCAGAGCAAUGCCCUUGCGUUAUCUACUUGUUCUUUUUCUUUAGCAGAAAUACAGUAUAUAGGCUAUAUGACUGUCAGGAAUUCAAGCCACACAAGUUGUAGUUAGUGAAAGCAAGUGCGAGAAGAACUGCAGAAGAGGUAACAGGUGAAACAGCAGGGUAAGCACUAAACAGAUAUCGACGAAGAUCAAGAGCAAAUACAGACAGGUAAAUAAAUUCUGCAUGAGAGCAGCGCGGUCAAACUAGAGUCCUUUGUGUGAGACUUGACAGUGAAGUAGCGUGAAGGUGAGUUAUUUAUGCAGGCAGUGAUGAGCGAGUGAAUUGAGUGCAGGUGCGCUGGAGGGAAGUGCAUAGCCCGAGGGAGGCGUGACAAUGACAACGUUUUCACACAUACCUGAGUUCAAUGGAAAAACAGCACGGCCACAGCCGAUGAAUUCAGAUAUCGACCCUUUGUUUCUUUCGAUGGUCUGAAAUCCUCAGAGGUAAAAUGUUCACUGCACACCCUCCAAUAUUUGAGAGAAUGUAGGGGUGUACUGAUAUCCAGGUUCAGUGCGAUAAGCCAGAGCUCCAAUCGCUCAUGAUCAUGUAUAGCAAUCGAUGAAAAGUUAAUAUUUUUCCCGGAGUGCAUUUUCUUUGGGGUUUCUGAAGGUUGAAGCAUCCAGGAUACACACACCAAACGACCAUUUUGAACAAUACACUCCUUGUGUAUUGUUGGCCCCUUAAUAUGGCAUAAAUGUCUUAUGUUCUCAAUAAUCUCACCACAUUAUGACCAUUUGAUCAUAUUUUAUUUUCCUAACACAUGUUGCAAUUUGAAGUCUCAUUAAAAUAAAUAAAUUAGGAUCCAAAAGUCUGAGACCACUUUGAAAAAUUGGGAUUCAUAACAUAAUUUAAACAACAACAAAAAAAGUUUUUCGUUAAUAAGUUUUUAUUUUAUUCAUUUUUUCACUAAAAUUGUUAUGCUGAUAAUAUAAUUUGUAAUAAAUUAAAAAUAAUAAUUUAUAAAAACAAAACAAAAACAAAUGCAAAAAAAAGCAUUUUCACUAGUGGUCUCUGACUUUUGGACCCCAAUUUAUUUAUUUUAUUUUACACACUAUUUUCAAGACAACGACAGGAGAAAUAUAAUAGUUUUAUUUAAAACAAAGAUUCAUAUGCAUCACUCAAUUAUAUAGCUAAUGUGAUCACUAUGUUAACAGCACUGAUUAUAAAUAUUUUAAUAAUAAAAACAUGAUAAUAAUGCAAAAAUAUCAUGCCGUAUAUGUGUACAGUUUUUUUUUUUUUUUCUGAAAAUGGUAGUUAUGUCUUAUAAUUGGCUUUUAACAUGUAUAUGGGCCAAACAUCUAACUAGUCAUUAAUUUAUAUCUUCAAUUUGUUUCUAUUUUUGACAAUAAUUAGAACAGCAAAUAGAAAUGAAAGACAAAAAUGCCCAAACUUGGAACAGCAAUUAGUGAAAAAUGAAUCAAACUAUUCAGUUACAACAUAAAUAACAUAAACAAUAAAGUGAUGGUGUGCCAUUUUGGAAUAUACUAUUCUACUUAAAUGUUUUAAAUGUCAACAUGACAGCAUUAUUCUGCAUAAAGCACUAUAUCAUGUUAUGGUCACACCUUACAUUAUUGUUUCCUUUAUUAAGGGUUUCUAAAUUCACUGCAAAAAAAGCAUUUUCAAGCCAAGUAUUUUUUUGUUGUUGUUGUUUUGUGUGUGUGUGUGUGUGUGUGUGUGUGUGUGUGUGUGUGUGUGUGUGUGUGUGUGUGUGUGUGUUGUU